Messenger RNA from Liolophura sinensis, 516 nucleotides. RefSeq names its product ventral anterior homeobox 1b-like. Gene Ontology annotation, biological process: neuron differentiation; regulation of transcription by RNA polymerase II; brain development. Gene Ontology annotation, molecular function: DNA-binding transcription factor activity, RNA polymerase II-specific; RNA polymerase II cis-regulatory region sequence-specific DNA binding. Bases 1 to 516 code for a protein of 171 amino acids. The transcript is spliced from 3 exons. Gene Ontology annotation, cellular component: nucleus. Lineage: Eukaryota; Metazoa; Mollusca; Polyplacophora; Chitonida; Chitonidae. The record is from RefSeq and is a predicted model, not a curated record.
AUGUCUUAUUCCAUCGGAUCAUUAAGCAGUUCGUAUUCGGGACCCGGAAGUCCGGCACAACCGCAGGAGCGUCCCUAUCCGGAUUACGUACAGCGGAUAACUGUGAAAGAUUCGAACGGAGGAACCAAGGAACUGCUAUUUCCGAAAGCCCUGGAUCUGGAUCGCCCUAAGAGAAACCGAACGACGUUUUCACAGGAACAACUUAGAACGCUGGAACGGGAGUUCCGUAAGAACCAGUACAUGGUUGGGAAAGAACGAACAGAAUUAGCGGACAAACUGGGGUUGUCCGAAACACAGGUGAAAGUAUGGUUUCAAAACAGGCGAACGAAAGAUAAAAAGGACAAAAGCAAAGCCGAGGAGAGUCGCGAGAACAGGGUGAAAGCAUGGCCCAAAUGUGAACUCCUGAACAGCGUGUUGCCGCCGGUCCCAACCAUACAGCCAUUCUACGGAUACGCUCCCUGUUUACCCCUCCCUUCCCAUCAACCUUUCCGGUAUCCGGUUUAUCAUGGCACAUGA